AUGUCCAUCUAUGGCGAUGUCGACGCUCAGCCAGUGUUCUUGACAAUAGCUGCGAGUCUGGAUCAGAAUCACCUUACCAAUACAAGUCUGCAACUUCGGUCAGGAGUUGAAAAUGCAACAAUACUCCAAUCCGAGCUGGCUCAGAUCGCUUACCAGCCGGACGCUGCCUGGAACUCAACAAAUUACAAAGGACGUUCAGGACUCUACGCAUUCCUGAACAUCACUUCUUCCGAACGGGAAUAUCCCCUCAGAAACCACUCAGCGAUGUUCAUGGGUGGCUCAUUUACCUUUAACGAGGACGACCCGCGCUCUCCAUCUGCCCUUGGCCAAAUUGUGCUGAACUAUUUCUGCAAUGGACUUCUGGAAGCUGCUCAGAAACAGACGCAGGCUUACUGUUGCGCUGGUUAUGUCCCACCGAAUACGGUCCAAAAGCUUCUUCUUCUGGCAGGCUCAUGCGCAAUCCUUCUCCACCUGUGUCUGUGGCUACUCCGCAGAAAGCUCUUCGGUCUAUCCGGCAACAACCUGCAGUCAGCUCCAGAAACACGUCGCGUAGUGGCUGCGGUUGCCACAACAUCAGCAGCUGUGAUAACCUGUUUUGUGGCCGACCGUACUGCACUACUUGAGAAGGCCUCGCAGGAUGUGGACUUGACCACAUUUAUCUUCCUAGCAUCGAUCGCAUUGCUCGCGGGAAUUGUUACCUGUCGCCACUGUCAAAGUCCAUCGAAUGCUUUGGACCAGAGCAAGGGCUCAGCCCAAGGAGACCACUGUUUCUUGUCCAGGCAGCAGACAGAAGAAUGGAAAGGUUGGAUGCAAAUCGUGAUUCUCUUAUAUCACUACUUCGGCAUGUCGAAAAUCCUCUGGGUCUACCAGUUCGUGCGUCUGCUGGUCGCCUCCUACCUCUUCAUGACCGGAUUUGGACACACUACAUAUUUCAUCACCACGAACGAUUUCUCCUAUCGACGAUGCGCAAGUGUGCUGUUGCGAACCAAUCUACUCAACAUUACUCUUGCCUUUGUGCUAGGGACACGGUACGACUUGUACUACUUUCCGAUGCUGACGAGCGUAUGGUUCCUCAUCGUCUGGAUCACGAUCCCCCGGACACCAGAGUCUGGGGUAGAUAUGUACUGUUGCGUCCGCAGAACUGGCCUGUCUGCGGUAGUGGUCAGACUGGCCCUUGAGCGCGGAGCCUCGAUCGCGUCCUUGCUGAACAGUUUUGGUGCCGCGCGGAUUGGCCUCCCCAAAAUCGAUGGACGCGAGUUUCUCUUCAGAUUUGGUCUGGAUGCGUACAUCGUAUAUGUCGGCAUGGUCACAGCAAUUCUCUUUGCCUGGUCUAAAGGAAGAAAGGGCCUUCCUCACCACAGUCCGUCGUGGUCCCCGCGCGCUUGCCCUCGGUUGAGUUCCGCUGUGGUGGUGUUGGCUGCCGCGCUUGGCAUUCCAGCAUAUGCAUGGUUUUGCCAUGCUUUCCGGGACAAGAUCCAGUACAACAAGUGGCAUCCCUUCGUCUCACCGCUGCCUGUGGUAUCUUUCAUCAUUCUGCGGAACUCGACAUGCCGACUCUCUAACCAUUACAGUCGACUAUUCGCCUGGUUCGGGCGCUGCUCCCUCGAGACUUUUGUUUUGCAGUAUCACCUGUGGCUCGCCGCCGACUCUCGUGGCGUGCUUCAUACAGGAGUUUUCAACAACCUGUUCAGGUCCGUCCACGCCAGGUAUAUGCUGGGAGUCUUGGAUACUGCUCUCAUAUUCACAAGUUUCGUCUCGAUUAGUUGCAGCACCUCGAAGGCUUUAUCGAUUCUUACAAAGAGUCUGGUCGAUCUGCAAGCGAAGAUACUGCUUGUGAUUAUCGGUCUGUGGAUCACGAACUUGGCCUGGUCAAUUCCAGCAUUGGGCCGGCAUGACUACUCCUAUUGA
Messenger RNA from Cladophialophora carrionii CBS 160.54, 1908 nucleotides. RefSeq lists its product as uncharacterized. The transcript has a single exon. Lineage: Eukaryota; Fungi; Ascomycota; Eurotiomycetes; Chaetothyriales; Herpotrichiellaceae. The coding region runs from base 1 to 1908 and encodes 635 amino acids. The record is from RefSeq and is a predicted model, not a curated record.